UGCAGCUGAACACACACACACACUGUUACUGCUCUCUGCAUGAGUCUGGAUUAUAAAUAUGUAUUUUGUGAUUUCUGCCAUGAAAGCUCAGAUUGAAAUCAUUCCCUGUAAGAUCUGUGGAGAUAAGUCAUCAGGGAUACACUACGGGGUGAUCACCUGCGAGGGCUGUAAGGGUUUCUUCAGGCGGAGUCAGCAGAGUAACGCCGCCUACUCGUGUCCUCGCCAGAAAAACUGUCUGAUCGACCGAACGAGCCGCAACCGCUGCCAACACUGCCGUCUGCAGAAAUGUCUGGCUUUGGGCAUGUCCCGAGACGCUGUGAAGUUUGGUCGCAUGUCCAAGAAGCAGCGGGACAGUUUGUACGCUGAAGUUCAGAAACAUCGCCUCCAGCAGCAGCAGCAGCAGGGACCCCUCCUUCUGUCCCACCCCAGCCUCAGCAGCCCGAACCCUAGCGAGACGGAGCCGCUCUCCCCUCACUUCGGCCUGACGGAGCUAUCAGAAGAGCUGGGAGGUUACGUGAAACACAACUCACCUGAAGGAGGAUCUGUAUCGUCCAAGGCGGACUCUGGAGGGGGAGGAGAAGGUCGGGGGUUCUACCUGGAUAUCCAGCCAUCCCCAGAUCAGUCCGGACUCGAUAUUAAUGGCAUCAAACCGGAGCCGUUGUGUGACAAUGGAUCCAGUAACGGCUUCUUCCCAUACUGCUCCUUCAGUGAAGGAGACACCUCACCCACAGUGUCCAUGGCUGAACUCGAUCAUCUGGUUCAGACCAUCUCAAAGUCUCACCUGGAGACGUGUCAGUACCUGAGGGAGGAGCUGCAGCAGAUGAGCUGGCAGAACUUCCCACAGGACGAGGUGGAGAGCUACCAGAGCAAGCCGCGGGAGGUGAUGUGGCAGCUGUGUGCCGUAAAGAUCACCGAGGCCAUACAGUACGUGGUGGAGUUCGCCAAACGUAUCGACGGCUUCAUGGAUCUCUGUCAAAAUGACCAGAUUGUUCUGCUGAAAGCCGGCUCUCUGGAGGUCGUCUUGGUCCGAAUGUGUCGGCUGUUUGACUCGCAGAACAACAGCGUCUACUUCGACGGGAAGUUUGCAGGUCCGGACGUCUUCAGGGCGCUCGGUUGUGACGACUUGAUCACAUCAGUGUUUGACUUUGCCAGCAGCAUGUGUUCUCUGCGUCUGUCGGAGGACGAGCUCGCCGUGUUCUCAGCGUUCCUCCUGCUCUCUGCAGACCGGUCAUGGCUGCAGGAGAAGCUGCAGGUGGAGAAGCUGCAGCAGAAGACUCAGCUGGCUCUGCAGCACGUCCUGCAGAAGAACCAGAGAGAGGACGGAGCGCUGAACAAGCUCAGAUGUAAGGUGUCAGCGUUGCGCUCCCUGUGCACCCGUCACACGGAGACGCUGUUGGCGUUCCGCGCCGUCUACCCCGACGUGGUGCGGACACACUUCCCCCCGCUCUAUAAGGAGCUGUUCGGGGCCGACCUCGAGCUGACGCUGCACGGCGCCGACUAAAACGCAGACUGGUUGUCUUGCAGGAUCGGGACGCACCGGGCCCCGGGCCCCGGGCCCCGGGCCGUCCAACGGCCACAAAGGACGGGGGUCAUGUGACUCACAGCGGGGACACUGAACAGGACGGAGAGAUUUGGAUUUCUCAAAGUUUGUCUUCUCUUCACCUCUUCCUCCUCUUCCUCUUCUCGCUGGCUCUGGCUUUUCGGGGCGCAGCGCUGGACUCGGGCGGUCUCCCUUCAACGUCUCGUGUCCCGGGACUUUUUUUUGAUCUGGAUUCCCCUCUGACACACUGAAACCUGCCUCUUGUUUGUCACAACCUUUUCUAACAGUUACUUCACACAGCGUGUUCUCAUCAACAAUUCGUACACAUAGCUACGAAAGAC
Molecule: messenger RNA, 1881 nt
Organism: Perca flavescens (yellow perch)
Lineage: Eukaryota; Metazoa; Chordata; Actinopteri; Perciformes; Percidae
Product: nuclear receptor ROR-alpha A
Exons: 11
Coding region: 59-1501 (480 amino acids)
Biological process (GO): regulation of transcription by RNA polymerase II
Cellular component (GO): nucleus
Molecular function (GO): nuclear receptor activity; zinc ion binding; RNA polymerase II cis-regulatory region sequence-specific DNA binding
Source: RefSeq, a predicted model, not a curated record